AUGGUACACAGCCACUAUGGUCCACAGCCACUAUGCGGUCAGUUUGCCAUCGUGAAGCGUUGCUGGGAGAAGAGCACAGGUCUGGAGUUCGCCGCUAAGUUCAUCAAGAAACGUCAGAGCAGAUCCAGCCGGCGGGGGGUCAGGAGGGAGGAGAUAGAGAGAGAGGUCAACAUCCUACAGCAGACACAACACGCCAACAUAGUCACCUUCCACGAUGUCUACGAGAACCUCACUGACGUGGUGCUCGUCCUGGAGCUGGUGUCAGGGGGAGAGCUGUUUGACUUCCUGGCCCAGAAGGAGUCUCUGAGUGAAGAAGAGGCAACUCAGUUUAUCAAACAGAUUCUGGAGGGGGUCCACUACCUACACUCUAGGAAGAUAGCACACUUUGACCUCAAGCCCUGUUAG
Messenger RNA from Oncorhynchus nerka (sockeye salmon), 405 nucleotides. RefSeq names its product death-associated protein kinase 2-like. Gene Ontology annotation, cellular component: cytoplasm; nucleus. Gene Ontology annotation, biological process: protein phosphorylation; positive regulation of apoptotic process; intracellular signal transduction. Lineage: Eukaryota; Metazoa; Chordata; Actinopteri; Salmoniformes; Salmonidae. The transcript has 4 exons. Gene Ontology annotation, molecular function: protein serine/threonine kinase activity; ATP binding. The coding region runs from base 1 to 405 and encodes 134 amino acids. The record is from RefSeq and is a predicted model, not a curated record.